Molecule: messenger RNA, 5680 nt
Organism: Micromonas pusilla CCMP1545
Lineage: Eukaryota; Viridiplantae; Chlorophyta; Mamiellophyceae; Mamiellales; Mamiellaceae
Exons: 2
Coding region: 1-5625 (1874 amino acids)
Biological process (GO): piecemeal microautophagy of the nucleus; autophagy of mitochondrion; autophagosome assembly
Cellular component (GO): phagophore assembly site
Molecular function (GO): phosphatidylinositol-3-phosphate binding
Source: RefSeq, a predicted model, not a curated record
AUGCUCGGUCAGACGUACGCGUGGGCGCUGCGCCGCGUCUUCACGUUCGUCCUCAAGCGCGCGCUCGGCAGGCUCCUCCUGUCCGACCUGGACGCGGAUAACCUCGAGAUCGCGCUGCGAGACGGCGUCGUGCGCCUCGAGCGCGUCGCCGUCGACUGCGACUACCUCGAGCGCGCGACGGGAGAGGCGCGGCGACGACGCGGUCUGCGCGCGAAGCGCGCGAACUUGGGGUGGGUCCAGGCGACUAUACCGUGGCACGCGCUCGGCGCGAAGCCGUGCGUGUUCGAGCUGGGCGAGGUGGACGUCGCGCUCGCGCCGAGACGCGACGGAGACGCGAACGACGACGACGCCGACGCCGCCGACGACGACGACGACGCCGACGACGACGACGACGCGAGCGCCUCGCGCGGCGCGACGAACGACGGCGCGAAGAUGGUGAAGCGCGCGAUGGACGCCGUCUUACGCGGCGUGCGCGUCCGCGUCGUCGACGUCGCGGUGACGGUGGAGGACGACGACGCGCGCGCGCUCGCGACGCUGAGAGCCGACGUCGUCGAUUACGGCGACCGCGCCGCGGACGAGACGACGACGUCGACGACGACGACGAAAGACAAAGCGAUCGCGUGCGAAGGUCUCGUGCUCGAGGCGAACGGCCGCGUCGUCCUCGGCGGCGUCCGCGAAGACGACGACGAGGAGGAGGGUGAAAACGGCCUCGGGUUGGAUGUUUCCGCCGCGGCGUCGGUCGACGUCGACGGCGCCGCCGCCGCGCGCGUCGAGGCGACGACGGACCUUCGCGCGCGGUUCGGUCCCGCCGAGGUCGCCGCGCUCGCGCGCGUCGUCGCCAUGGCGACGACGACGACGACGACGACGACGACGACCUCGACCCGCCGCGCGGGGGCUGCCGCGACCGCGACCGCGACCGCGACGCGCCGCUCGACGACGUUCUUUGAGGACGUGUGCGACGACGACGACGGCGAAGACGCGUAUUCCGACGCGUUGCGCGAGAGCGUGGACGAGCUCUCUCGAGCCCUCGCGGGGGAAGACGGAACGUCGACCGACGCGGCGUCCGGAUCCGAGCGCGCGCGCCGCCGCCGCCGCCGCUCCCUCAGCGUCUCCGCGACGUUCCCGCGCGUCAGUCUGCACGCGCUGUACGAGGACGACGCGCGCGGCGAGAGCGACGACGACGCGGGGUGGGACGUCGCGUUCGUCGAAAGCGAACGGCGUACGGAGCAUCUCGACGUCGCCGUCGACGGCGUCUCGCUCGCUUUCGCCUCCGUGGACGACGACGACGACGCGACGACGACGACGACGACGCUGACGUGCGUCGCGGAGGGUUUCGACGUCGCGGAGUACCUCUCGAACCCGCUCGCGGACGGCGGCGACGCGCUGAGGCACGCCGGCGGCGGCGUCGCGGCGGUCGCGCGCGCCGUCCCCGUCCCGAUCGACGACGACGACGACGGCGGCGGCGGCGCGGCGGCGACGCCGCGGUGGCAGUUCCACCCGGAGCGACGCGGCGCGCUCGUGAAGACGCCGGUGGCGUGCGUCGCGAGAGGCGGCGGCGGCGGCGGCCGCGCGAUAGAGCUCGUCGCGUCGACGCGAGAAGACCGGGGUCCGUCACCGUCGCGCGUCGCCGCCGCCGUCGACGUCGCGCUCGCGCCGGCAUUUUUCUGGGUCGACGUCACGCUCCCCGACCGCCUCGCGUUGCUUCUCGACGCGGCGGCGACGCGGCAUCGCGAGGGCGACGCGACCGCGUCGUCCGGCGCGAUCGACGGCGACGGGUUGGAGCUCGAUCUCGAGUUCGCGUUGACGUGCGCGCGCGUCCGCGUCGCGCUCGCCGCCCCCGCCCCGCCGACGGACGCCACCGGUCCGCGGAUCGCGUCCGUCGUCGUCGACGCGCGAGCCGCGGCGCGCGCGGCGCUGGUGACCGCGGCGGCGGCGACGAGCGGCGCGUCCGGGCCCGUCGUCGAGCUCGCGUGCGACGCGAUCGACGUGCACGUGGUUCCGAACGCGCGCGUCGGCGGCGGCGCGGGCGCCGACGCGGGCGCGAGGGCGCUGCGACUCGAGGGCGCGGGCGACGACGUCGUGCGCGCGCGCGCGCGGUUCCAGUCCGCGUCGCGACGAGCGACCGGAGACGGCGUCGCGGACGCGGCGUUGCGAGAGAUCUCGCGGCGCGCGUCUCCGGAGGAGGAGGAGGAGGAGACCGCGACGGAGGCGCGUCCCAUACACUGGUCCCCAUACGACCGCGUCGGCGUGAACGACCUCGAGACGCGCGCGACGGCCGCGUCCGCGGCGCGCGCGGAACUGUUCGCGCCGACCGCGUCCGCGAGCGUUCGCGCCGGCGUCGCCCGCGCGCUCGCGUCGCUGUCGAGCGCGCUGUCGUCGCUUCCGGACGGUAACCCGUUUAAGAUCGCGCCGCCGCCGUCGGAGGCGACGGUGCCGCCGCUGACGGCGCGAUGGCGCGCGAACGAGUUCGUCCUCUCCUUCGACGCCCCGGACGCCGAGGGGAUCGACGACGACGACGACGGCGGUUCCCCGGAAGCCGCGUGGCGAGGGCCCGCGUCGUCGAUGUUCCAGUCCGCGAUGUCGUCGUCGACGAUACUCGCUCCCGAGGAGGACAUCGCGCGCGCGCGCGCGUCGUCGCCGUCGUCGUCCUCCACCUCCUCCCCGGCGGCGGCGCUGCGGCUCCGCGACGUCGAUUUUUUUCUCGCUUCUUCCCUCGCCGGCGUCCAGGGCGCUGACCUCGUCUCGCUGCGCGCCCUCGACGCGCGCGCGUCGCAUGAGCCCGCGGACGAGGACGCGGCGCACGAAGACGUCGUCGUCUUCGCGAAGCACGACGCGCACGUCGAGACCGCGGGCGUCGUCGUGAGGUACGCGAGGGCGCCGGGACGAGGACGCGCGGUGGACGCGAUCGCGUCGGGCGGCGCCGCGCUCUUCCGCGGCGGCGACGGCGAGGCGGUCGUCGACGCGCGGCGGACGUUCGCGCGCGCGGUGGAGGCGAUCGACGCCGUCGUCGCGGAGGUGGUCGCGUCGGCGGCGCGGGCGCGUCGCGCGGACGAUGAUGACGAUGACGACGUGGAUGAAACGCGCGAACGUGAACCGUUUUACGCGUUCGCGGAGAUUCGCGAGACGGCGGCGGCGUUCCUCGCCGGCGAGGGGACGACGACGACGACGACGCGACUCGGCGUCGCGCGCGUCGACGCCGCGCGUCUCGCGAUCGCGCCCGACGGCGACGGCGGCGCGACGCGACGCUCGCUCUCGAUCGAAGGUUUCAGCGUCCACCUCGCGUCGCCGACGGAGGCUGACGUCGGCGCCUCGGCACCGCGCGCGACGCGAAUGGUCGACAUCCCCGGGUUCCCGUGCACGCCGUCGACGCUCGCGGCGGCGGGGAUGGCUCAGGUCGCGCGCGAGCGCGCCUCGCGAGCGGAUCUCGCGGUCCGCGCCGACGGGACCGUCUCCGCGGCGGCGGCGCGCGUGACGCGGCUGAAGUGCGAGUUUAAGAAGGACUCGUUCGACGCCGCGGCGGCGCUCGCGGCGGCGAUGGCAUCGACGUCGCCGACGAAGCCGGAGACGCCGCCGCCGCGUCCGCACCCCGCGCGCCCUCGCGCGAAGAUUCGCGUCCGACCGAGCGACGCCGACGUCGUCGAAGACGCGUUCGCGAGAGGCUGGUCCGACCGCGACGUCGUCGCCGAGCGCUCUCGCGCGGGACGGACCGCGAAGACGCGCGACGACGCCAUCAUCGAGGACUACUACUCAUACGGCGGCGAACGCGCGGAGCGCUUCCGCCGCGUAGAGCGCGAACGACGCGCGCGGCGGCUCGCGCGAUCGACGACGCUUCGAGGGGAAACCCCGCCCGCCGCGGCGUGCAUCGUGCGCGGCGGCGGCGCGGGCGAAGACGCGAGAGUGGGAACACCGGAACCCGCGCGCGUCGUCGAGUCCUCCGUCGUCGUGAGCGUCGUCGCGCCCGCGGCGGCGACGGCGACGGCGCUCCACGCGUCGGUCCUCGCGUCGCGUCGCACGUCCGCGUCCGUCCUCCUCUGCGACGACGUCGACAUCGCGCGUAUUCGUCUUCCUCCGGUGGCGUGGAAACGCGCGCCGCCGCCGCCGGGUCGCGACGCCGACGACGAGCAACGCGCGACGUGGUUCGACGGAGGCCCGCCGUCGGCGGUCGACGUCGACGCGCCUUUCGAGCGCGCCGCGGAGAACGCGCGAAGCACGCGCGCCGGCGACGGCGGCGAAGCGACGACCGCGACGACGGUUCGCGUCGCUCGCGCGGAGUGCGUCCUCGCGAGCGGGUCGGCGUGGGGGACGGACGGAACUGAACCGUCGCGCGGACGAGAGGGCGUCAAGGUGUCCGUCGCCGGCGUCGUCGCGAGAAGGGAGGAUUUCGCCGCCGACGCCGCCGGCGCCGCCGCCGCCGUCGUAGCGAACCGCGCGACGGUAUCGAUCGCGGAGUUCUCCGUCCUACACCUCGCGACGACCGACGCCGCCGCCGACGCCGACGCCGCCGACCGCGCGCUGUGGAGGAAAGUCAUCGCGGUCGACGCGUCGAUCCCCCGCGAGGACGGCGCGCCGACGCUGCGCGCGGGACUGACCUUCGUGCGUCCGUGCGCCGACGCGGAGCUCGAAGCCCGCCUCCGCGUCGAGUCGCUGCCGCUCCACGCGAGGCUCGACCAGCGCGUCCUCGCGUUCGCGCGCGGGUUCGGGUUUAGGUCACCGGCGGCGUCGGAGGCUCCGAGCGCCGCGGACGGCGACGAGGUCGCCGCCGGAACGGCGUCCGGCGCCCCCCCGCCGCGGCCGUAUUUCCAAGUCGUGGACGUCAAGGCGCCCGGCGUUCGCGUCGAAUACGCGCCCCAGCCCGUGGACGUGAUCGCGUUGAAAAACGGCUCGAUCGCGGAAGUUUUAAACCUUCUCCCGCUGAGCGGCGACGUCUCGCUGUCGUUGCCGCGCGUCGUCGCGCGCGGCCUGAGCGGCUGGCACGCGGCGCUCGACGCCGUCCUGGCGCGUUGGCUCGACGAUGUGAGCGCGACGCAAGCGCACAAAUUCGCGUCGUCGCUCGCGCCCGUGCGCGCGGCGGCGGCGAUCGGCGAGGGCGCGAGAGCGCUGGUGACGACCCCUCUGGAGUUCAGACGCGCGGGAAAGCGCGGCGGCGCGUGGACGGGCGCGGCGGUGGGCGUCGCGAGGUUCGUGCGCGCGGUGAGCGUGGAGGCUUUGGGCGCGGGUGCGAAAGUCGCGAGCGGCGCCGCCGCCGUCGCGGGCGCGGCGGGAGCGGGCGUUCUCGCCGUCUCCCCGACGCCCCCCGAGCCGUCCGGCGUGCGCGAGGGGCUCGUCCAGGCCGCCGCCCGUCUCUCCCUCGGCGUCGACGCCGCCGCGCGCGGGGUGAAGUCCGGCCCGGUGAGGAAGUAUCGCGACGGCGCGCGCGCGGCGGAGGUGGCGAGGAGCGCGGCGGCGGCGGGCGCGGCGGCGGCGGCGGCGGUUGGGGUCGCGACCGCGGACGCGUUGCAUCGCGCGCUGCUGGGGGCUCGGAACCAGAUCAGGGGGAGGAGAUCGUCCAGAGCAGCCGGAGCCGAGGACGCGUGCGCGUACGAAGAGGAGGAGGAGGACGACGAGGAGGAGGUGUACGAACAGUAGAGACGAUUAUUUUUAGAUUCACACUCGAGAAGACUCGGGCGGGCUCGCGUUGUUA